AUGAAGAGGGAUGCAGAGACUCUGUCCAGGAAGAAGGCUAUUCAUCCCAAAGGCGAAGCCGCAAAGGCUAGAAGGAGCGUUUUAGAAGCCAAGCGCAGGAAUCGCGAGGCUCGUGAAAGAGUAGACGAGCAGUGGCAUGAUGCGGAAGGCAACAAGGCCCACCGGGCGGCCAAGAAACGAGAGGAAGAGGCCAAGAAACGGGGUGAGGCGGCUGCCCGGAAAGCCAUGACUGACAGGUUAGCCGAGCAGGAAGCAAGGGAUCUACAGAAGACCUUGAUGAAGAAGCCAUCUCCUAAGAUCUCCCAGGAGGAAGCCCAGUUGCGUAGAAGGAAGGAACUUGAGCAGCAGCAACGGUGGCAGGAGGAGUAUAUGAAGAAGUUAAUAGAGGAAGAGGCAAAGAGGAAGCAAAGCCGUAUUGUGGAUGAGGAGGAGUAUAAAAGGAUGGUUCAUGUAUCAAAUAAGAAUCGUUGGCAUGAGUCGGUUAUGGAGGAAAAAAGAAUUGAGGAAGCCAUUGGUCAGAUUAGGAUGCAGGAAUAUUGGCCUACAAGGAUUAGGCAUGGCAUGAAGCAAAUCAAGGCUACCCACCCCGGGAAAUCAAGAAAAGCUUUAGUGUGUCUCGCCGGAAAUGAUGGACAGAGAGCUCUGUUGGUUGAUGCUGGUGGGAUUUAUUCGAAUAGAUCCAAUUUAGAGUUUUACGAAUAUUAUUCCCUUGACGAUUUAGAGGGUUUUGAAGAUCCCAUUGACGAUUAUCAGAAUUUUUACUAUUAUUAA
Molecule: messenger RNA, 771 nt
Organism: Coffea eugenioides
Lineage: Eukaryota; Viridiplantae; Streptophyta; Magnoliopsida; Gentianales; Rubiaceae
Product: coiled-coil domain-containing protein 124-like
Exons: 1
Coding region: 1-771 (256 amino acids)
Biological process (GO): transcription by RNA polymerase II
Cellular component (GO): nucleus
Molecular function (GO): transcription coactivator activity
Source: RefSeq, a predicted model, not a curated record